Messenger RNA from Fusarium tjaetaba, 972 nucleotides. RefSeq names its product light induced alcohol dehydrogenase Bli-4. The coding region runs from base 1 to 972 and encodes 323 amino acids. The record is from RefSeq and is a predicted model, not a curated record. NCBI's taxonomy places the organism in Eukaryota, Fungi, Ascomycota, Sordariomycetes, Hypocreales, Nectriaceae. The transcript has a single exon.
AUGGGCAAUACGUACUCUUUAUUCUUUCCCCCAAGUCCACAGUUUACCGAAGAGGGCCUCACCCCGCAGAAUGGGCGCGUAUUUAUCGUCACAGGCGGCUACUCGGGCGUAGGCUUCGAAUUGAGUCGUAUGCUCUAUCAAGCUGGCGGGUCCGUUUAUAUCGCUGGAAGAUCGCAAGAGAAAGCAGAAUCAGCUAUCAAACAACUCAAAGAACAAUAUCCCGAUGCAAGCGGCAGCCUGAGCUUUCUCAAAAUAGCACUCGAUGACCUGGAUUCAAUAAAAGAAGCAGCAGAAGAUUUCAAGUCAAGAGAGUCCAGGCUCGAUGUCCUUUUCAACAACGCAGGAGUAUCUAACCCUCCAGCUGGUUCAGUCUCAGCUCAAGGAUAUGAACUCAGCAUGGCAACUAAUGCUAUUGGGCCUUGGUACCUCACGCAGCUACUCGUGCCAAUUCUGAAGGAAACGGCAAAGAACCAGCCCCCAGCAUCAGUUCGAGUAAUCUGGACAGCUUCCAUCGUCACAGACCUCUCCGUCCCCAAGGGUGGAGUCAAGAUGGAAGAAGUCAUCAAUCCAUCCAAAGACCAACAAGUCAAUUACACGAAUUCAAAGACAGGAAACUGGUACCUCGCCAGCGUUCUAGCAAAUCAGAUUGGUUCUCAUGGUGUUCUCAGCGUUUGUCACAAUCCAGGAAAUCUUCACAGCAACCUGCUUCGCCAUAUGCCGUCGAUUGUUGGCUACAUUGUUUCGCCGCUUCUGUAUCAUGCUAAGUUCGGCGCUUAUACCAACUUGUGGGCUGGCCUCUCGCCAGAUUUGCAAAUUGAGGACGGAGGGAGGUUUAUUUUGCCUUGGGGGCGUUUCCAUCCGAACCCGAGGGCUGAUUUGUUAGAGAAUCUCAAGUCGAAAGAGCAGGGAGGAACGGGGACUGCUGCUGAGUUUGCGGAAUAUUGUGAUAAAGUCAUUGCAGACCACCAGUAG